Messenger RNA from Pocillopora verrucosa, 714 nucleotides. RefSeq lists its product as uncharacterized. The record is from RefSeq and is a predicted model, not a curated record. Lineage: Eukaryota; Metazoa; Cnidaria; Anthozoa; Scleractinia; Pocilloporidae.
CAACAUGGCGGACGGAGUGUUAAAAAUGACAAAAAUCAUUAUGGCAAGUAAUUGAUUUUAAUUCGAAAUGUAUGGUGGUCCUCGUCGUCCGAACUUCUCGCCUUUUCAAGGGCGAGCGAGAGCACCUCAUCCUAACUUUAGACCGCGCUUCGAGAAUCCGGCUUCUCUUCCUCCUGGUCAAAUGAUUUAUCCAUCUCAAAGACAACGAUUUCCAUCCUCAUCACAGAGGCAGCAGUUUAUGAAUAAUCCUGGUCCAUCAGGACCGAGACCAGGUUUUCAACCAAGACCUUUCCAGGCAGGUGGACCCAGACAACGCUUUCCACAAACGGAAUAUUCUGGUCAACCGAGAUGGCCCCACAGGGGUAGAGGAGGCUUCAAGAGAAGAGACCAAGAUUCACCGGGAAUUGAAGCUUAUUACAGGCACUCAAUGGUUGAAAAUCCAUGGAGAGAGCUUGAAGAAAAAUACAAAGACAGAAUUCAACAAGAAUGAAUGGCUUUUGAACUGUUCGCCAUUGUAUACGAACAUUUUUUAAAGAAAAAAUUUUUUUUUGUAUAUAUUUAAAAAAGAAACAUUUGUGAAACAUUUGAGGAAGUUUCAAUUAUCUUAGCUUUCUAUGUACACAAUGCUUCUUUGAAACCCUGAGAAUAGUGCGAAUAGUCUUUGAAAGCACACUUAUGUUGAUUUAAGUUUAGUUUGCCAAUAAAAAUCAAGUU